Plasmodium berghei ANKA is the source of this 5079-nucleotide messenger RNA. RefSeq names its product protein kinase, putative. The coding region runs from base 1 to 5079 and encodes 1692 amino acids. The transcript has 5 exons. Gene Ontology annotation, biological process: protein phosphorylation. Gene Ontology annotation, molecular function: protein kinase activity; ATP binding. Lineage: Eukaryota; Apicomplexa; Aconoidasida; Haemosporida; Plasmodiidae. The record is from RefSeq and is a predicted model, not a curated record.
AUGUAUAUUCAUAAAAAAGAAAAUAUGAAUUUGCAUAUGAACAACAAUUUCAGUGGUUUAAACAAUCAUAUAUAUAAUACACAUUUUAAUAAAAAUCAAAAUUAUUUUCAAAAUAAUCGAUAUAAUUGUGAUAUAUACAACACCUUUUGUAACGACGAGGUGAACGAUUUUAACGAACCCAUCGCGCAUGGAUAUGAUCAAUACAUGCACAAAAAUAAAACAUAUUCUAACAUUAAUAAAAAAACAUGUGCGUUAAUAAGUAUGGGGCAGAAAGGCAGCAAAUCCGAAAAAAAAGAACUAUAUAAUAUUAAUAAUGAUGCAUAUAAUAAUAUAUACAGCAAUUUGACAUAUAAUAAUGCAAAUGAGUUUAAAAGAAAAAACUUUAAUUUAAAUAACAUUAAAAUUCUAGAUGAAGAAGAAGAUAAUUAUAAUAGCAAUAUCAAUAAUGUAACCAAUGGAAAACAUACCGAUGGGUUAUCCAAUAAUAAUCCAUAUCAUUACAAUCAGCAAAAUAAUACAAAUAAUUUUCGUAGUUAUAAAAAUGAUAAUACAAAAGAUACAUCAUAUAACUAUACAAAAUUUAAUAGAGAAUAUGAAACAAACAUUAACGGAGCUAAAUAUAAAAAUAGUGAUAAAUAUGGUAUGAAUUAUAAUGAUAAUAAUUAUAUGAAUGAUCGUCGAGCUAAUAGUUCCAACUUGAAUGUUAGGGCAUUCCCUUUAUCUAACCAAGAUUUGGGAAGUGGUGAUAAUCAAAAUAAUUUUCAAUUUAUUUAUAAUACCUAUAAAAAUAAUGAUGCCAAUUUUUAUUAUGACAACAAAUUAAAAAAUUACAAUUAUAACAUAAUAUCAGGAGCCAAUGCUGACAAUGUUAAUAGCAUGUUAGAUGAAAAUUUGAACGUAAAUAAAGAACCUAUAAAUUCAAAUUACAAUUGUUUAAACUCAAAUAGACCAUAUAGUGAUUACAUAAGAAAUAAUGAAAAACAAUCAGAAAAAAAUUUUAACAGCUUUAACAAUGAUAAUUGUCCUUUUGAUAAAGUUGGGGCAAACAAUGACGAUAAACAUAAGUAUCUUUACGAUAAUCAGAAUAAUUCAAAAGUUAUGAAUCCAUACAAUAAUGAAAAUUAUUCUGAACAACGUUCCUCAUUUUAUUCAAAAAAUCAAAAUGGAAUGACAAACAAAAAUCAUUUGCUCUAUCCAAACAUACUAUCCUUCAGAAACAAAGAAAAUGAUGAAAAUGAAAUAAAAAUGGAAAAAAAAAUAAAUUUAUUAAAAAAUAUUAUAAUUCAAAGCCCAACAAAAAAAUAUAACUCGAGUUUAAAUGAUGACAUACACGAUAGUUAUUCUAAAGAUAAUAUAUACGCAAAUAUGAUCAGUGAAUAUACUUCGAAUACUGGAAUAUUAGAUAAAAAGACAAAAUAUAUAAACAAAGAAAACUCAAAUUUUGAAGGAAAUCAUAAUACGAAUCUUUGUGAUGAUUUAAAUUCAUUUGAAAAACUUAAUGAAACACCAAAUGUAUUUAAUAAAAAUAAUUUUAGAAAUGAUAACUAUUUUCAUUAUAAAGAAAAUAUUGAAUUAAAUGAUAAGUACAAUUUUUCUAAUACUGAAGAUAGAGAUUUAAAAAAUUCCAAAGAAGAUGAUCAAAAAUACCAUCGUGAUAAUCCAAAAGGAAAAAGAAGUCAUUCCUUUGUUGAUUAUUAUAAUAAUUUAAAACAUAUGAACAUGCAGGAUGUUCCAUUUGACACAUCAAGUAAUUUAUGUGGUAAUAAAUAUUCUAAUCUUACUCAAUAUUCUAAAAAUGGAUAUGAAAAUAAACCAUACAACUAUUUGAGCGAUAGCAUUUCAGAUACAACACGAUUAGUAGAAGGAACAUAUCCUAAAGAUAAUAUAUCAUCACUUUAUAAUGGUACAAAUAAAAAUGAUGAUUUUAUUGACAAAUUAAAUUACAAUGAUGGAAACACUUAUAACGAAUUCAACAAUCUUUUCAAAAAUUCUGAGCUACGAAAUACUGAAUUUUCUCGAGUGGGCACAAAAAUAAAUCUCCAAAAUAAUAUAUAUGAAAACAAGUAUGAUAGUAAAUAUAAUGAUGUAAAAGAAAAUUUUAAAUUUAAUACUAACCCAUCUGAGAUGCACAAUAAACCCUUUGAUAAUUACGAUCUAUAUAAGCCGAAUAAUCAUCAAAAUUAUAUUAACAAUAAUUUUAGAAAUAAAAUAUAUAACAAAAAUGAUAUGACAACGUUUCCUAUUAAUAUUCCUGUAAACCCGAGAUCUAUGCCUGGAAAAAUCAUUUCAAACUUGGAAAAGAAUUCAUCUAUAACUCUUAAUAAUAACCCACACUAUUCCAAUUUGAUGGUAAACAAUCGUAAUUACGGAACAAAUGAAACGACUUUGUCUUUAAAUUCUUAUGAACAAAAAAAUAAUUUAAAUUCGAAUAUUAUAACAAAUUUUGAAGAUAGUAAUAUUGUAAAAAAAGAAAAUUAUAAUAAUAAAAUAAAAAAUAAUGAUUUGUUUUAUACAAAUUUAAGAAAAAAGUAUGGUCUUUUGGAUAAUCAUAAUUAUAAAGCAACAAAUAAUAAUUAUGAUUGUAAUAUUGCAAGUACUGCUAGUAGCAUUUCAAGUAUUCCACAUAAUAAAGACGACAAAUUAGGAUCUAUAUUUAUUAAAAAAAAAAAUGAUACUCAAAACUUUAUGUCGAAUAAUCCCUCUUUAGGAACAGAAAAUAAUAUGUACAACUUUUCUACCCAUAAUCAACAAAAUGAAAACACAAUUAAUACUACAAAUAUGAAUCAUCAAUAUAGUGAUAUUAUUACACGAAAUAGACAAUAUAAUCAACCUCAAAGUUUACCAGGUGCUAUCUAUAAUACAUUUUCUAAUAAAAUUAACAAAAUAGAUCAAUCUAUGUUUCACAGAAAUGAUCAUAAUUUAUUUAAUCAUAAAUCUUCAAGUAUCAAUGCAGACCCUACUUCUUUUCAAAGAACAAAUUAUUAUGAUGAUAAUGAUAAAAAUAAUAUUUUUUCUGAAAAAAAAAAUACAAAUAUUUUUAAUAAUAUUAUUAAAAAAUUUACAAAUGACACAGAUAAUAACAAAAAUGGAAUAUAUGAUACGGGUUCUAUAAAAACAUUACCCUCUUGUUUAGAUUCGAGAUUAGAUUCAAAUUUACAAGAGGAAAAUAUUUUUAGCAAAAAUUUUACAAGUGAUGAUCCUUUAAAUUUAGGAAUAAAUAAUAUUAAUCUUUUUCAUAAUGUAAACAAAAAAAAUAUUCACACUAAAGGAAACAAUACAUACAAUUUGAAUUUAAAUAAACAAUUGCCACCAUUGCCUUUUAAAAAUUUUACAAAAAAUAAUCCCCUAAAUAAUGAACUUUAUGGAAAUAAUAAUGAACAAACUUUAAUUAAUGAUAAUAUGAACACACGAUUUGGACAACGAAACAUUUUGGGUAUGAACAAGUCAGAAGAAAUGAACACAAAUUUAAGCACCUUUAAUAAUAUAUCAAAUAAACCACUUUUUAAUAAUUAUAAUUUUGAAAAUACAAAAACAAAUAUAAACACAGAUGAUUCAAUCAAAAAUAAAAUAAAAACAAACAUAGAAACAAAUAAUAUUUUUGAUAAUAAUUAUAUUUUUACAAAAGAUGACCAAAAUAAAGAUUUUAUUCAUGAUAAAGAAAUUGGCCAAAAUGAUUCAGACAAUGUUCUGAACAAGUCAUAUAUUAUGAACAAAGAUAAAUAUAAUAUAAAUCAACAAAAAAAUAAUUAUUUAUACAAAAAAUAUGAAACAAAAGAUAAUAAUUUUAUAUCCUCUUAUAAAUAUAAUACUAAUUAUGAUUAUCAUAAAGAUAUACUAAAAACGGAUACAAAUUUUGAUCAAACAAGCUACAUAAAUUAUAAUCAAAAAUUAGGAAAUAAUUUUCUGAACAGCAAUAUUAAAAAUGAAUAUAACAAUAAUAAUAAUAACAAUAGAUUGUUCAAUGCAAAUAAUAAUCUUAUGGAUAAAGCGAAUAAUCAAUAUAGUUUAGGGAAAGAAAAAAAAAAUUAUUUAUCUUAUAGUAAAUAUGAAAACAAUAAUUCUAUAGCAAAUAAGCCAUGGAAUUACAAUAAAAAUAAAGAUACACCUCUUGGAAAUAAUAUAUCACUUUUGUUAGAAAAAUUAAGUGAUUAUUCAGAAAAAAAUGAUAACCAAUAUACAAAUAUAAAUAAUUAUGAUAAAAAUAUAUCUAAUAAUAAUAACAACUAUUUUGAUGAGAAUCAUGAUUCUAAUUCUUUACAAGUUAAUACAAUAAAUUAUAAUGAUAAUAUAAAUAUAGAUACAAAUAAUAUAGUUAUAGAAAAUAAUCAUUUGUGUUUUUUUGGGCUAUCUACUUUAUAUAGAUGCAAAUUAAAAGAUCAAAACUCGUCAUUUAUUGUAAAUGUUGUUGAUUCAAUAUAUCUUAAUAGUCAAAAUGGCAAUGAUACAGUUGCUAAUAAUAUAUUAUUUCAUAAAAGGCUUAGACAUAUAAAUAUUUUGCCAUAUAAAGGUAAAGCAGCUGACAAAAAUAAACUAUAUCUAUUUUUUGAAAAUAUACGCGGGAAUAUUUUAAAAUCAUAUACUGCUCCGAUUGAAGAAAAUAUUAUUGCUUCAUAUGCAUAUCAACUUAUAGAUUUGUUGGAAUAUAUGCACACAAAUUUUGUCAUAUUUCAUGGAUUGUUUUCUAACAUAAUAUUACUUCAAAAAAAUACCAAGGAAGAAUUAGUGCAAAUUUUGAAUGAGAAAAAUAAAAAUAUUAAUAAAUAUUUUGACAUAUAUAAGCACGGAAUAAUAAAAGUCUUUAAUUUUGAUUUUUCUAAUAUAGAUGCAAAUGAAAACGAUUAUGAAUUUGACUUUUUUUGCCUGGCAACCCUAAUCUACGAAAUGUGCACAAAAUAUAAUACUUACUAUUCCAACAAAAUUGAGGGAAUGUACGAACAGAUACACAAUACAAAUUUCUUUUUCCCGCAUUUUGUUUCCUUUGAAUUAAAAAAUUUUUGUUAUGAACUAUGCUCAAAGAGAAGGCAUUGCUUUAGCGACCUCAAAAAGCACCCCUGGUUCCAAAAACAUUUUAAUUUUUAA